GUGUAUUGUCUUACACGUGUCAUCUCUUGAAGCUUUGUGGCAACCCGCGACUUUCGGGUUGGUGAGUAAUGUUCGACUUUACUUUUGGUCGGCUGUCUUCAGUCUCGACUAAAGGUCGUACAGGCCUCAUAACGUUCUCUAUCCUGCUUCUGGCAUGGAUUGUUGGGUUCAGCAUACGUCUCUUCUCAGUUAUACGCUUUGAAAGUGUCAUCCAUGAAUUUGACCCAUGGUUCAACUACCGGGCAACAAAGCAGAUGGUUGAAAAUAGUUUCAAGAGCUUUUAUAAUUGGUUCGAUAGCACCGCUUGGUAUCCUCUUGGAAGAAUUGUUGGUGGGACUGUUUAUCCCGGUCUGAUGAUAACUUCAGGAUUCAUCCACUACAUGUGUCAACUCCUAAAUUUCCCGGUACAUAUACGCGAAGUUUGUGUUUUUCUCGCUCCUAUAUUCAGUGGCAUGACUGCCAUCGCGACGUAUUUAUUCACAAAGGAAAUAUGGAAUGAAGGGGCAGGGUUGUUCGCCGCUUGCUUUAUUGCAAUAGCACCUGGUUAUAUAAGCCGUUCAGCUGCGGGGAGUUAUGAUAACGAAGGAAUCGCUAUUUUUGCACUGAUGUUUACGUACUACUUGUGGAUCAAGGCUGUUAAGACGGGGAAGGUUUCUUGGGCAGCAUUUUGUGCAGUUUCAUACUUUUAUAUGGUAUCUGCUUGGGGUGGAUACGUGUUCAUCAUAAACCUUAUCCCUCUGCACAUUUUCGUGCUACUUAUUAUGCAGCGUUAUAGUGCUAAAUUGUACGUAGCAUACACAACAUUUUUCAUCUUGGGAUUAUUAAUGUCAAUGCAAAUACCUUUUGUUGGUUUCCAACCAUUGCGCACCAGUGAACAUAUGGCAUCAGUGGGAGUAUUUGCGCUUCUCCAGGUUGUAGCUUUCUUCAAAUACCUACAAAGCCGGGUCCCAUCUGAUGCACUGAAGCAAAUUUUUACGUUUGGAGCUGUUUUCUUCGCUGGGGUUAUUUUCCUUGCUGUUGUUGGACUUACAUAUGCUGGUGUUAUUGCACCUUGGAGUGGAAGAUUUUACUCAUUGUGGGAUACCGGAUAUGCCAAGAUACACAUCCCAAUUAUUACAUCAGUUUCCGAACACCAACCUACUUCAUGGGCUUCUUUCUUUUUCGAUCUGCAUGUGUUAAUUGCUACAUUUCCAGCUGGUGUACGGCUGUGCUUCAAAGAUCUGAAUGAUGAACGUGUUUUUGUUAUUCUAUAUGCAAUAUUUGCAUCAUAUUUUGCCGGUGUCAUGGUUCGUCUCAUGCUUACAUUAACACCGAUUGUUUGCGUAUUUUCUGCUAUCGCUUUUUCACGUAUCUUUGAGUUGUUUUUGGAUGAACAUGAUGCGGAAAACAGUAGUAUGACAACUAGUCGAUCCAACGGUGAUACACAGAAUUCUGUAGCUGAUAAACGUCUCUAUGAUAAACCAAGCAAGGGGAACAAAAAGCUAAAUACUGUUGAUCAGGAUACUUCAUCAAGCACUACUGCAACCAGUCGACCAACACAGAAGUCACCUCCGGCAAAUGGAAAUAAUCUUCGUGCAAUCGUUUAUGUAUUAAUCAUAUUUAUUCUCUAUCUAUUUGUUUCACAUUGUGUCUGGGUAUCAUCUAAUGCCUAUUCAAGUCCAUCUAUUGUGUUGGCUUCAUAUAAUAAAGAUGGAUCUCGAUAUAUCUUAGAUGACUUCCGUGAGGCAUAUUUCUGGCUAUGGCAAAAUACUAAACCGGAUGCACGAGUUAUGUCUUGGUGGGAUUAUGGAUAUCAAAUCGCUGGAAUGGCUAACCGAACAACUCUAGUUGAUAAUAACACGUGGAAUAAUAGUCAUAUCGCCUUAGUUGGUAAGGCUAUGGCAUCAAAUGAAUCUGAAGCUUACAAGACUAUCCAAAGUUUGGAUGUGGAUUAUGUGCUUGUCAUAUUUGGUGGUUAUAUUGGUUAUAGUGGUGAUGAUAUCAAUAAAUUCCUAUGGAUGGUCCGUAUUGGUGGGGGUGAACAUCCAACUGAAAUUCGUGAACAGGAUUUCUUGACUUCAUCCGUUGAUGUCAUUUCCUAAUCGGACCACCUGUAACUUCCAGUGUAACCCUAGUUCAACCAACUAACAGUGUUGACUGCAGCGGUCUGUGGAUCUGCAUCCAUACUAGGGUUUUCAAAUAUUUGAAGCCAUAGCUCUGCGAUCUAGACAUUCAACUGCGAAUUACUGGUUCAUGAGUUGAAAUCUCCUCGUAUCUACUUCCACCCUCCCAAUUAAUUUUGGUAGGGACUCACAUAACGGAUUUGACUUAUGAACUAAUUCACAAGGGUGACUAUCGUAUAGAUAGAGAAGCCUCUAAAACAAUGCUCAAUUGUUUAAUGUACAAAUUAAGCUAUUAUCGUUUUGGAGAAGUUCGUCUAGAUAUGCGUACACCAGCUGGAUAUGAUCGUACUAGAGGAGUAGAAAUCGGUCGUAAAAAUUUCGAGUUAGAUUAUCUAGAGGAAGCUUUUACAUCGAAACAUUGGCUUGUUAGAAUAUACCGUGUUUUACCGCCUGAGAAUCUGCCUCAUUUAUCUGGUACACGUAGACGAAUUCGUCAUCGACCGUCAAGCAAAACUAGUUCAAAUACUCGUGGUCGAUUGAAUAACAACGUUACUCCAGUAAUAAACGUUCUUCUAGAGCUUCCAGAUAGGGUUUUCCUGGAGAAGCUGUAAUUUUGCAAUUCCGACAUUCUUUGUCCAAUAUUCAGUAUGUCGUUUUGUCUUCUGGUCGUUUAACUUCAGCGUUACACUAAGUGACGUGUAAAAACAAUAAAUUAUAAAGCUACUUUUGCACAGUGACCUCUGAGUAUCGCAUCAUGGUGCAUAGAGGUGCAUUAUAUAAAGACAUAGGUCCAGAAAGCGGCCUGUGAUGCGAUUACAUAAUAUAAUGACGUGUAACUGUGAUGCUGUUGUUUUUCUAACAUAACUCUUUUCUUUACUAUUUCUCCAUUUUCUCUGUUUUCGUUUGCCUGUUUCUAGCCAACUGUUAACUGUAUUUUACUCUCUGCCCACAUUGUGAGUUUUCGGCGUUAUUUUCAAAUAAAUUUAUCACAUAAAC
Molecule: messenger RNA, 3098 nt
Organism: Heterobilharzia americana
Lineage: Eukaryota; Metazoa; Platyhelminthes; Trematoda; Strigeidida; Schistosomatidae
Source: the annotation of a GenBank genome assembly